CCAAUAACUGAGCAUUCGGAGGGCCGUGUGACGUCCAUUGCUGUUUCAAGAAGUUUCGAGAACGUGCGAGGACGACGGGGAUAUCGGUGAUAUACUGUCGCGAGUUUAGCAGUCCUGCAGUUUUCUAUUGUCAUUCCUUGGUAUUAAUUCUCCUUAUCGUGAGUGAGCAGCGUAUAGUGUUAUCGCUGUAAUAGCACUUAUUACGGUAACCAUAAAAAGCGAUAGGAACAAAACGAUUCACCACUUCUCACCUAUAGAGGCAGCCCAUCUUUGGCAAACAUGGUGAAGGAAACAACGUUUUACGACGUUCUUGGCGUGAAACCUGGCUGCACUCAGGAUGAUCUGAAAAAAGCUUACAGGAAAUUGGCCCUGAAGUAUCAUCCUGAUAAAAAUCCCAAUGAAGGGGAACGGUUUAAACAAAUAUCACAAGCCUAUGAAGUCUUGUCGAAUCCGGAAAAGAAGCGCAUCUAUGAUCAGGGAGGAGAACAAGCUUUGAAAGAAGGAGGAAUGAGCAGCGGCAACUUCUCCUCUCCGAUGGAUAUCUUUGAUAUGUUCUUUGGGGGCGGAUUAGGUGGGGGCAGAGGUACCCGACGACGGGAGCGUAAAGGGCAAGAUGUCAUUCAUCAACUAUCCGUAACUCUGGAAGAACUUUACAAAGGCACAGUCCGCAAGCUUGCUCUGCAAAAAAACGUGAUUUGCGACAAGUGCGAAGGAAUUGGUGGCAAGAAGGGAUCGGUCGAGCAAUGCCCUACCUGCUCAGGUACAGGUCUGCAGAUUCAAAUUCAGCAGCUCGCACCAGGCAUGAUCCAGCAGUUACAGUCCAUGUGCUCUGACUGCAAGGGUCAAGGUGAACGCAUUAACCCUCGUGAUCGCUGCAAACACUGCAAUGGACGGAAGACUGUGCGUGAUAGAAAAAUACUGGAGGUACAUGUUGACAAGGGUAUGGUAGAUGGGCAGAAAAUUACAUUCACCGGAGAAGGUGAUCAAGAACCAGAGCUGGAACCCGGUGACAUUGUAAUUCUCCUCGAUGAGAAGGAACACGAAGUAUUCAAACGAUCAGGCAAUGACCUCAUCAUGCGAAUGCAGCUGGAGCUUGUUGAGGCGUUGUGCGGGUUCCAAAAGGUAAUCCGUACCCUGGAUGAACGUGAUUUAGUGGUGACAUGUAUCCCUGGUGAAGUAACGAAACACGGAGACAUUAAGUGUGUGUUGAACGAGGGGAUGCCAGUUUAUAAGGAUCCAUUCACACGAGGUCGCCUCAUUAUUCAAUUCGUCGUUAACUUCCCGAAAACCAUCGAUCCCGUAGUUAUAGCCACCCUUGAACAAUGUCUCCCUCCCAGAGAAGAGGUCAUGAUACCCGACGGAGCUGAGGAAUGUUUGUUGACCGACUUGGAUCCUGAGCAAGAAUCCAGACGGCGAAACACACGUCAAGCUUACGAGGAAGACGAAGGGGGACCUUCGCGCGUACAGUGCGCCACGCACUAAUCUGACUAUUAAUAAUGACAUUUAACCACACCGAUUUCCAUUUUCUCUGAUUUUUUUCAUUUACAAUUUACUAUGGACGUUUAUUACAACGCUAGGUAAAAUCCGGCGAUACAAAGGGCGACUUCUCUCGGUGCGCGGUAGUUCAGAUUAUUAGUAAAGAUGGUGUGACGCGGCCAGACGUUUCACUUAUCAGACCAGCUGAAGAAAACGAUUGAUUUACCAAAAUUUAUUUAUUGUUAACUCAUAAGCGGUGACCUUAACCAACUUGCUAGAAAAAUGUUCGGAGCGAUAUGUCACGUUAGCUUGAAUGCGAACUCUGCACUGAAGUCUCUGGGAAUCGGUUGCCAACAAAGACUGGUCUCGACCGCCGAAACUUCUCUAAUGAUGUAUCGCAUUUGGGACAUAUCCCCUCUCGCAAGUUUAUACUUUAGCAUUUGUUUGCGAUCAGUGGCCUGACAAUUCACGCGUUACAUUAUUCAGAAGAGUUCGAUGUAACGUUCAGAACGAUUCAAGCGCCUGCAUAGAACAAACCAUCGGAUUUGAAAAUUGGGGACGUGGAGCUGAAUGAAUCCAAUAGAUGUAUUCUGGCACUUGUGCACAUUGCAAAACUCCUUAAAGUUACUUCUUGUUAGAGGAUUUGAUGAAAAUGUCAGCAAAAGUGCCCCAAUAUUGCUUCUUGAUGUUUGAUUAAUAAUAUCUGAACUAAAUAUUCUACCGUAGGUUGACGCUUGUGUAGAGCACCACAGUGAAAUCAGUUGAUCAUAUUUGUAGCGCGACCAGAGAUACUUUUUACUAAUUUAUUUGAUUUUAUUUCCUUUUUUUGUGGCUAUAAAGAAGAACCAAUGCAUGGAUCUUCCUGUGGUUGAUUUUCUUAAACUUCUCGCUAUAGUUUUAUAGAUAAUGAAUGUCAUAAUAAUUGUUUUUGGUGAAGAUCAUGUUUUGAAUUAGGUAAUGAUCUUAUGAUAACAAAAAUCAACAAGUCUUAGACAAAUUGAUUGAUAUUCCAUUAUAUUCGAACCCAUAGGAUUGAAAGGGAAUUCGUAACUAAUAAUGUUCAAAGAAUGUGUCUCUAGAAUUAUUUUAUAAUCUAUUGUACGUAUACAUGAUUAUUUUAAUCGUGCCCGAUCUCUGAACUCUAAAAUUCCUGAAUUUCCAAUAGAUCUUACGUUGGGUUGGAUUUGUCUUUUUUUUCCAAUGAUCAAACCAAUUUUCCCUUCAUUCAAUUAAUGUGAGCAUAUUAUUUUUAUUUCUCGGGGAGUGAUUAUCCACAAUAGCAGAGAGUGCAGCGUGACUCUAGGCUCUUGGAGAAAAAUCGAGCAAAAUUUCUACGCUGGAAUACCCUGAAUAAAUUGAUGAAAAAUUAAA
Molecule: messenger RNA, 2847 nt
Organism: Athalia rosae (coleseed sawfly)
Lineage: Eukaryota; Metazoa; Arthropoda; Insecta; Hymenoptera; Athaliidae
Gene: Droj2
Product: dnaJ homolog subfamily A member 1
Exons: 5
Coding region: 280-1482 (400 amino acids)
Biological process (GO): response to heat; protein refolding
Cellular component (GO): cytosol; cytoplasm
Molecular function (GO): ATP binding; Hsp70 protein binding
Source: RefSeq, a predicted model, not a curated record